Molecule: messenger RNA, 1134 nt
Organism: Linnemannia hyalina
Lineage: Eukaryota; Fungi; Mortierellomycota; Mortierellomycetes; Mortierellales; Mortierellaceae
Source: the annotation of a GenBank genome assembly
AUGGCCCCAGUUGCUACAUCUGCUCUCGUCAGUCAAGGUCACAAGGUCCUCCUCGUCGGAACUGCCUCCGCCUCUCCUUCGGACCUGACCCAAGCCAGAGACUCUAUCAUCUCUACUGUCGGCACCCAGGGCUCCGUCAAUUUUGAACAGUUCGACCGCCUCGCCACCAUCCCCUUGCCCGCUUCCACAUACAACACCAUUGUCACAGGAGGAAUCGCCCCCUCGGCAUAUCAACACUCGUCCGCAGUUUUGGCGGCCCUCGCAAAGACUCUCUUGCCUGGCGGUGGAUUGUCGCUCACAGAACCCGUAUUCUCCGCGACAGCUAGAGCCUCGGGUAGUUUGCCCGCUUCGUUGACGCAGGUGUUGGAGAGGUCGGUAGCGGAUUUGGUUUCGACGUUGAAGAUCUCGGGAUUUGUUGAGGUCACGGUUGUGGGCCAGAGACAGGCUUCUGAAAAGGAGGUUGAGGGUUUGCUCAAGGUUUGGGGUGUUGAGGGUGUUUCUGUUGCUGCGCUUGAUGGACAGAUCGAGCUGGUCGAGAUCUCGGCAAAGAAGCCUGCAUACGAAUUAGGCGCUGCUGCUGCAUUGCCUUGGGCUCGCAAGAAGGCCGCCCCUGCUCCCGCUGCAAAGCCUGCCGUCCCUGCCCCUUCAGUCAAGAAAACUGCUGUCUGGACCAUCUCUGCCAACGACGACGAUGACGAGGAUGCAGAACUUGAGGACGAGGACGAUCUCUUGGAUGCCAUAGAUCUUGUCAAGCCCACCAAGGAACAGCUCGCAGCACCCGAGUGUGGACCCAACAGUCUCAAGAAGAAGAAGUGCAAGAACUGCAGCUGUGGCAUGGAAGAAGAGGAAGAAGAGGAGGUGGAAGUUACAUCAGCCGCCAUGGAUGUGGAUACAUCAUCAGCAGGACCUGUCCCUCAGGAGGCGAUUGUUUCAUCGAACGCCAACCGGUGGAAGGAGUCUGCGAUCACAGAGGUUGUCCCAAAGGCACUGCAGCCCAAGUCGUCGUGUGGAAACUGUUAUCUUGGAGAUGCAUUCCGAUGCGGCUCUUGCCCCUACACUGGAAUGCCUGCUUUCCAGCCCGGUGAGAAGGUUCAGCUCGGCGGCAGCAUGCUCAAGGACGACAUUGACUUUUAA